ACGUCAAAUACGUCAAAUCUUCUAGCUAUUAUAGCACUUCAAUAUUAUAAUAUCACAAAAUUAUAAGUGUAAUGUUUUAUUAGCCUUAAAAAUGCAACUGCAUUAAAUUCAGUGAAAUUUGAAUCGGAAUGGACAAACAGGGCAAUGAAAAAAACAAACUGAAAAUAACCGCAAGCAUUUCAAAAAGAGAAUUAUCAAUGAGCUCUCUGAUACUCUGGAAUAUAAACAAAGCUAUCGAAGGGUUAGGACAUUCUACUGAUUUAAAGAAUGACAUCCAAAAGGCAUUUGACCGCAUGGAACACUUUGACGUAAAAUCAAUGAUGAGUCUGCAACUGGAGGAGCAACACCUUUCGUGCGCUGUACUGGCUUGGCAAAGACUUGGACAUAAGAGCGCAGAGAGCUUAUACGAGUAAUUAAGUUAAUUAAUAUUGCCAGAUUCCAUUUGCAGAUUCAUUACAGAACAACGCAAGCAGUCAUUAAGCUCUAUGGACGACUCGAUACCCUCGAAGCUGAAAGAAUCUGCUAAUCAUGAAGUGUCCGACUACAAUAUAAGUAUUCACUCGAAAAACUUUGAUACUUCCUCCGUGGUCGGGCCAGUGGUGAGAUUGCCUGUGGAAACUAAGAUUUUGAUGCGCUGCGAGAACCACAACACUUGCUCGCGUCAUCAGCCUAAGAAGGAGAAACCUGCACCAGUUAAUAAAUUACAAACCUCAUGCCCCGUGGAUUCUUUGUGCACAAAGAGAUUGGCAGAAGUGGACAAAAAGACGAAGGAGUUGAGAGAGCGGGCAUCGAAGCUGGCCCGACGUGAAGCAGAGAGAAUAGAGUUGCUGGAGAGAGCCGAAGCGGCUUGGUUUAAGUUGGAGCUUGGAUAUCAGAAGAAGAUAGAGACUGCUGAAGAAAACGAACAAUAUUUAGCUAAACAGAUUACUAAGACGAUAGAUGAACGGAACAGAUUUAAGGAAGCCACAAUGAAAUUGGUUAAAAGACUCAAGGAAGUGUCCGAACAAGCUGAAAAAGAUCGGGACCGUUUGAUGGCGUUGGAAGAAGAAGUGCGCGAUAUCGCUUGUGAACAUCUCCGUCUGAGAGAGGCUGCAGCGAAAAGCGACAACAGCCUUACAGAACAGCAAUGUCAAGCACAGCAGUUGGACAGAGAAUUACAGUACAAGGAAGAGCAAGCACGCCGUAAAGUGAUAGCGCUUCAAGGUGAUGUGGAUUCUGCUCGAGGACUGACGAUAGAAGUUGAGAGGGCUAUGAGAGCUGAACUGGCUGCCCUUAAGGACCAGAUGACUCCAGUCUCCAAGGAACUGCUCCGAGAAGAAGCAGAGAACAAAAGUAUGAUGGAUCAACUUGAUAAGCUGCGCGAAGAAAAGAUGCAAUUGAUUAACAGCCUGGAUGGCUGCAAAGACAUGUGCGAUAAAAACAUGCAGAAGAGAGUGGACGAGUUGAAGAAGAAAAGAGAAGAGCUGUUGGAGUUGCAGAACAGAGUUAUUGCGUGUCAAUGCAAGCUGCCGCAAGAUGUCGCUGUUGAAGUGAAGCGAACACCGUCAUUUGCUGCGCUUUGUAAAUGCAGUGUUGAAGACAAACUAACUGAGUCAUGUUCGUGCACGUCUUUAAGAAGCCAGCUCCUGUCCAAUCUGUUUGCGGAUUUGUUCAGGGGCUUGCAGUCAGAACUCGGCGGAGCGGGUGCCGCGAUGCCGUGCGAAUUGCUCAAAUGCUUAGAAGACCGCCACAACUGGGACAAAGCGAGCCAACUAAAGACGAAUCUGCGGAGAUAUUUUGCUAAUUUACUGGUUGGAGAGUUGGACAUAGCGAUAGCUACGUCGAUUGAAAAGUAUCACGCGAGGUGGGUUGGAGAAUGCUGUGUUGACUCAGUACGUCAGAUUUCGGAACGUUCUGAUGAAGAUUAUGAAGGCUUACAAGAGCGGGUUAUUGAGCGUCGGGCCCAAAAACUUGCAACGAAACUGGCCGAGCAACUAUUUAAAGAAAAAUCUGAUCAGUUGGAAAAGAAAGCAAAGGAUAUCGUUGCGUCUGGUCCACCGCCCUGCGAAUGCAAGCCUGACAAUCAAGCAGUAUUUCAUUGUUCCGUCAAGGCACCGACUACAACAAAUUUAAAAAAAACACAAAACACAACGCCGGCUUCAUUCAAACGAACAAUACAGAAUGUAAAUGAACUGAAGGCAGAAUUAGCAGGACUCAAAAAGGAUACUAUUAAAAAAGAAGAUUUAAAACAAACGGAGGAUAGAAUAACUAAAUUAAUUCAAAAAGCUUCGAAACCAGAAUCAAAACAAGUCAAUCCCAAUCAACCGCUUAGUACUAAGGACAAGCUUGAUGACACUAAGUCUAGAUGUAAACACCUAGACUUAAAUAAACAAAAGAAAAAAAUUAAUCGUCUUGGUAGUAUCCCACCCAGUCGAAUCGAGAAAAACUCAAAUGGUCUAUUUUCUAAUAAAAAAAUACAGGAAUUAGUAAAUUUAUGUUUAUGUAGUAAUCAACAGAAAACAACGAAACAAAAGGCAUUAAGCUAUGUAGUUUUUAGUGACAAUGAAUCAAAAAUAAAUCGAUUGCCAGAAUUAUUAAAUCAUGGAACAUCUCCAAUAUCUGUAAAAAAAUUACCUAAGCCAGUAAUACAACUGCAAUAUCCAGAAAUAGAUCAUCAUGUACAGUCAAAUAUUAAAGCGCUUUGCGCUAGUACUUGUGAAUGCUUUCAUAAUGUUCCAUCAGGUACUUCAAUUAAUAAUUUACUACAAUCACUGAAAACAUGGAAAAAUAACUUAGGAGAGUGUGAAAAGCACCGGAAACCAUUUGAUACUAUAAUUGGGUCAAUAAAUAACGAAUUAGCGAAAAAUGAUACUUACGAAAAAGAAUUGGCACCCGUUAUCAACAUUCAACAAAGUUUGCAAAAGUUUAACUGUGAGCCCAGUUGCCAUAAUGAUAAAAUGAUGGUUGAUAAAACUUUAUUUAAAGACACGUCCUUGUCACCGCAGUCUGAGUACAUGGGUGCUGUAAAUUUGGAUAAAAGCAACGAAAAUUACUCUCCGAUACCCACUGUUAAAAGUGGACAACAUGAUAAUAUCAUCUCAGAAAAAAACAUACGAUUUCUGAAAUCAAGCUUAUAUAAAAAUACUUCAAGUCAAAAAACUAAACAGAGGCCAUUAGCAGUUUUAUAUAAAACAAAAUCUCUUGUCUUCAAUUCAGAUAAAGAAACUAGUGUUAAAGAAAACACGGCUAAUGUUGCAAAGAUUGACAAUAAUCAAGAAAAUUGUCUUGAUACCAAUAAAAUCAAUGAAACUUCAAAACAUUCUCCAUGUACCGAUUACGAUAUUAAUUUCUUGGGUGUUACUUUAACAAACAUAAAAAGUAUAAGUAAACUAAAAAAAGGGAUUGAAGAAAAAGAAUUGUAUAAUAGAUAUGGUAAAAACGUAGCAUUACCAACAAAGCUAGACAAAAAUUACAAUAAUACAAGUUAUCAAAAUAAAUAUAAGAAUGACAAGUUGAAAUCUUCUACUAAAAGGUCUUUAGACAAAAGUGAGUUACAUUCCACUGAUACAUCAUCAUUAGACAAAAAUGAAUGCAUUUGUUGUUGUAACAAAGAUGAACACAGAGAACUCGAAGUUAACACCUAUAAUUUGUUGGAAGAUUAUUUAAAAAAUCAUAUUUCUAAAUUUAGGAAUAGUAUAUGUAAAUCAUCAUGUAUUACGCAAAAAGAGGAGGCAGAUAUUUAUUCAGAUAUUAUAUCAAAGAUCAAGGAUUUAAUAACACAGACUACAAAACAUCAGAUGUGUGAUUGUGACAACGAAAAUAAUACCAAUGGGAGUUGGACCCGUGUGUAUGGCUUGCUACAAGAGUACUUGAAGAUUAAAUUAAAACGAAUUCAAUGCACUUGUAGGUCUCCUCUAACUAACAAUAAACAUAUUUAUCCAAAUAUUCUAGAAAAUGUAUUUCAUCUUAUCGACAAUGAUAUUCAAAAGUUAAAAACACUAUGCAACUGUAGUAAAUUGCCCACAAGAGAUAUAGAAACAGGACAGAAAUCUGGUGAUAUUAUUCAGACUGAUGAAAAAAAUUUCGCCGAAUUGCCAAGUCCUGAAGUCCUUCCGAAUACUCAAAAGCUAAUUUCAUUAUAUACUUCUCAAAUGCUGCCUAAAAAAGACAAGGACCUAGGGAAAAAAGCAAAAGAUGUAACAUGUAACGAUAAAGGAAUUGGAAGUGCUAAUAACUUUAAAGUAAAUAAAUUGAUAUCUAGUCCUAAAAUUGAAGACAUUUUAAAUAAUUUACAAGAAUUUUCAAAUUGUGUAGUAAACAAAUCAUGUGAGGCAAAUGAAGGUAAUUUGACAGGUCAGAAACUAGAAAAGGUAACUUCAUGUCACUUGAAUAAGGUUUACGUGACUGAUUGUAGCUGUCGAUGUGUUCUAACUGAGCCGUAUUUAUUUCAAAAUAACAAAAAUUCACGGAAUAUUGCGGCAACAAAUGAAAAGCAUGUAAGCGUUAGUAAUGCAGUAAAAAAAUACGAUCCAGAAAUAGAAUUGAAUGAUAAUAAUAAACCUGUAUUUCCAUAUAUUGGAUGCACUAUAAAUUGCUCUUGUGAUCCAUCUUUUGGAUGUAUUUGUACAAAAGCUCAUGUUCAAGUUAAUGAUGAAAAGAUAAAAGACAUUUGGAACUCCAUAACAGACUACAGUAAUAUUUCAGAUAAACUGUCCUACAUUAUGCGUAAUGUGUCACAAAAAGUCAAAACUGAGCUUGUUGAAUAUACAGGUACAGCGCUUGACGUGUAUCUCAGCGAUGAAAACCCGACCAAUAGCAUAAAUUUAAAUUCUGAAACACAAACUAAUGUCCACGAUGAUGACUACGUUUUAAUAUUCAAAGGUUCAGAUUGCACAGUUGAAAAAGUAAGUAAUAAAACAAGUAUUAAAGCUCAUAGUAGUAAAAUAAACGACCAAUAUAUUAAGCCAAUGACCUGUAGCUCUUUUCAUUCCUGUUGUGCAAAUAUCGACUGUAAUGAUGAAGCAACAAGGAAUAAAAAUACACUAUAUAGCUCUUUAUACUUACCGAUUGAAAGUAAUUCUACCCCUACUGUCGUAAGUCAAAUUAUAAGCAACAACGCUUCAAGGAUCUCUUUAAAACCAUCUGUGCAUUGUGGAUGUGUAAAUGUGCCUAUGUGUCAUGUCAAAAUGCUUGUAACAGAUAUUGAGUACAAUUUGAAAAAUUUGAAAUGUAUGUGUGAUACUAUGAGCCCAAAUGUUUGUCCUAUUCAUUCAAAUAAAAUAGAUAAUAAAAUUCCUCAUGAAGACAUUAAUUAAGAAGGGCCUUGUAAUUUUACUACCUCGUUUUGCGUUUUUAAACAUUUAUUUAAUAAAAAAGAU
This is a messenger RNA of Leptidea sinapis, 5357 nucleotides long. RefSeq lists its product as uncharacterized. Lineage: Eukaryota; Metazoa; Arthropoda; Insecta; Lepidoptera; Pieridae. The transcript has 13 exons. Bases 486 to 5294 code for a protein of 1602 amino acids. The record is from RefSeq and is a predicted model, not a curated record.